This is a messenger RNA of Raphanus sativus (radish), 1642 nucleotides long. Its product is annotated as peptidyl-prolyl cis-trans isomerase FKBP53. The coding region runs from base 113 to 1447 and encodes 444 amino acids. The record is from RefSeq and is a predicted model, not a curated record. The transcript is spliced from 11 exons. Gene Ontology annotation, molecular function: peptidyl-prolyl cis-trans isomerase activity. Lineage: Eukaryota; Viridiplantae; Streptophyta; Magnoliopsida; Brassicales; Brassicaceae.
CGAAAAAAAACUCGAGAACCGCUCAUCUUAUAAAACGUCUGCAAAACCCCAAGUACUAGGGUUUUAAACCUUCUUUUCAAUUCCAAGCAAGUCUAUCGCCGUCCAGCCAAAAAUGGGGUUCUGGGGACUCGAAGUGAAACCUGGGAAACCUCAAGUUUACAAUCCCAGAAACGAACAAGGGAAGCUUCACCUCACUCAGGCAACUCUAGGCUCGGGUUCGGGCAAAGAGAAGAGUGUGAUCCAGUGUUCCGUAGAAGGAAACACACCCAUCUACUUGUGUUCACUGUUACCCAACAAAACCGAGUGCUGCCCUCUGAAUCUCGAGUUUGAGGAUGAAGACGAGACCGUUGAGUUCUCGGUGACUGGUGACAGAAGCAUCCACCUUUCUGGAUUCAUGGAGGAUUACGACGAGGGGGAGGAGGAGGAGUAUGAGCUGGACGAAGAUGAUUCAGAUGGUAUGGAUGUUGCUGAAAUGGGGUCAGAAGAGUCUUCUGACUAUGAUGAUAGUGAAGAUGAGAUGGAUGAGGAUCAGAUGGAUCAGUUUGAGGACUUUCUUGAUCGCAAUCUCGAAAUGUAUCGCCAAGCCACCGUCCCAAACAGCGGAGUUGUGAUUGAGGAGAUAGAAGAUGAAGAGAAGCCUGCCGAAGAUAAAAAGACUAAACGAUUAAAGAAGAAGAGUCAAGCUACCAAAGACGAGAACGCAGAUAAACAGAUUGUUGUCAAAGAGAGUGCACCAGAUGUUCCAGUUCUUGAGAGCGAAGAUGAAGAUGGUCUUCCUAUUCCCAAAGAGAAUAAGUCUGGUGAAGGUAGCAACAAGAAGCGGAAGGCCAAGGCUUCUGAGCAAGAUGGUGUACAAGAAAGUGCAAACAAGAAUAAAAAGAAGAACAAUCAGAAGGAGAAGAAGGAAACCACCCAAACUUCUUCAAACCAGAAAGAUCAAAAUGGAACUGUAAAGAGUGCCAUGAUUGGAAGCUCUAAGACCCCAGAUAAAUCUUCUGACAAGAAAAAUAAGAAGCAGAAGAACUCAAAUGAAGAAGCUACAGUGGAGAAACCAAGGCCAGCUUCAGUAGAGCGCAAUCAAGUGAAAUCUAAGGCUCCUCAAGAACAAACAUACCCAAGCGGGCUUGUUGUUGAAGAGUUGAAAUUGGGCAAACCCAACGGCAAGCAAGCUACUCCUGGAAAGCAGGUUAUUGUCCGUUACAUCGGCAAGCUUCAGAAGAAUGGGAAGAUCUUCGAUUCCAACAUCGGAAAAGCACCUUUCAAGUUCAAGCUAGGUCGUGGAGAAGUCAUUAAGGGAUGGGAUGCUGGAGUCAAUGGAAUGCGUGUUGGUGAUAAAAGAAAGCUUACAAUUCCUCCAUCAAUGGGGUACGGUGCUCGCGGUGCCGGUGGCCAGAUUCCUCCUAACGCAUGGCUGUCGUUUGAAGUGGAACUGAUUGAUGUUAAGUAAAAACCGCUCCGAGUUUAUAGAAUCUAUGAUUAGGAGUUAUCAGUUUCGUUGGUUGCAAGGAAUGUAAGGUGUGAUUUGUACCUGUGUCAAUGAUCGAUCCUUAACCUCUUGUACCUUUUGAGAAUGCUUUUGUUUUUUAAGUUGUCAUGUAUGAGUUACUCAUAUUUUUAUGUUAACUAGUUAUUCCUUUUCCUA